Molecule: messenger RNA, 1382 nt
Organism: Phymastichus coffea
Lineage: Eukaryota; Metazoa; Arthropoda; Insecta; Hymenoptera; Eulophidae
Gene: BORCS7
Product: BLOC-1-related complex subunit 7
Exons: 2
Coding region: 436-753 (105 amino acids)
Cellular component (GO): BORC complex
Source: RefSeq, a predicted model, not a curated record
AUAUAUAGAUUGACAGCAUCUACUUUAUCAAACGCAGUUUUAUUGUCAAAGAAUAUACAACAAAGUUGACAAUCAUAUAUACAUAUGCAUAUAUGUUUGUAUAUAUGUAUAUAUACGUACAUAUAUAUGUUUACCUUAUAGUCAUCAUCGUCAGUCGAUCAUGAAACUUCAAAGAUUUGAUUGAUAAUAUUAAAAAGUUUUAAUCAAAUCCUUUAAAAAUAAAUGUUGCUCGUAUCUAUAAAACAGAUCUAAUAGUGAUCAAAUUUUUUAUUACUUUCUUUAAAGGUUUCAGAAAUAAAAAUUGUUCCUCCCAACUAAUAUAGAGGUUAUGAAAUAUUUAAUUAGGUUUUUUUAUUGAUUGAUUCAAUUGACAUUUACAAAACUUGAACGCUCAAUAAUAAGUUUAUUAAGUAAAGAACAUUAAAUAUUUGUGAUAUGGCAUCGGCUUCAAGUACCAGUGCUCGUAGUUUAUUUGUAGAAUCUAAAACGCGACUUGCAGAUAGGGUGCAAGUAAAUAUUAACAAUAUAGCAUCACUAACAAGACAAAUUCAAAGAGGAUCCAAAAGUAAUGAAAUUUUGAUGAAUUCCGUUAGAAAUUUUGUACAGCAAGAUCAAGUUCUUCAUAAUGUAGAAGCAAAUCUUAAAAAACUCUCAUUAAUUACAACUCAUCUUGAAUAUCAACUUAAUGCUAUUGAUCAAAGUUCAGCAAAAUUAGAAGAAGUUACUGAACAAGUUCGAGCUAUGCAGCGAUAAAAAUUUCUAUCUAUCUGUUGCAGUAGUUGUGAGAUAUUUUUGUGAUAAAUUGCAUAAGAUUAAUCUAUUUUUCAAUGUAAAAGUAUAAUUUAAAAAUUUUAAAAAAGGCUUUACAUAUAAUUUUGGAUCAAUGUACAUAAAUAUUUAAUAGGUUGAGUAUCAUCGUACUUAUGUAUUGAAUUAAUGAAUUAUUUUAUAUAAUUUAAAAUUGUUCGAUUACUAAUAUAAAUACAUUGUUGUAUAUACUUUAAUAAAAAAGGUAACUAUUUGAUAAUUUCAUGAUACUUAAAGCAAUUAUAUCACCGUAUUUUUAUUAGUCUUCUACAGCACAGCAUUCAGCAUGGAAAAUCAAGUAAUUGACAGUGAAAAUGUCUCUGGUUUCACUGCUUAAUGAACAAAGCUCAUUGUCUAUUUAACUAGAAUACACUAUUUAGUAAAUAGUUCACAAUCUUGGAUAUAAUUUACAAAAAUGAUAUCGAAAUCACAUUCAGUUAGAUUUUCAAACUAAAAAAGUCAGAUAUUAUUUCAAGUUAUAUAGACAUCUAUCCUGGUAUUUUUUUAUUAUUAAGACUAUUAUUUUAUGAUUAAGGUUGAUCUGUAAUGUUUAUAAAAAAGAAUUUGUACACUCG